Molecule: messenger RNA, 925 nt
Organism: Frankliniella occidentalis (western flower thrips)
Lineage: Eukaryota; Metazoa; Arthropoda; Insecta; Thysanoptera; Thripidae
Source: the annotation of a RefSeq genome assembly
AUUUUUAAACUAAUAUUAAUGUUAAGAAGAUUAAUCUUGAUUUUGAUAAUAUUGGUGGCAGUAGCAUUUAUUACACUCUUGGAACGUAAAAUUCUUGGAUAUAUACAGAUUCGAUUGGGACCUAACAAAGCCAGAAUUAUAGGAAUUUCUCAACCACUAUCAGAUGCUUUAAAACUUUAUUCUAAGGAAAUAGUUAAACCUUUUAAUUCUAAUUUUACAUCAUAUUUUUUUUCACCGUCUGUUAGAUUAAUCUUAUCUUUAAUAAUUUGAUUUUCCCUACCUAUUUUUAAACCUAUUUUAUUAAUAAAAAUAGGAUUACUAAUAUUUUUUUCAAUCUUAGGUUUAGGAGUUUAUCCAAUUUUAAUAGCCGGAUGAUCAUCAAAUUCAAAUUUUUCAUUAAUUGGUGGAAUACGAGCACUAGCUCAAACAAUCUCUUAUGAAGUUUCAUUAAUUUUUAUUAUUUUAAGGAAUAUAAUUUUAAAUAAUUCAAUAAACUUUUUUAAACUAAUAGAAGUUCAAAAAAUAUUUGUUUAUAUCUUUUUUAUAUUUAACUUUCUGUUAUGAAUAAUUUCAUGCACAGCGGAAUUAAACCGAACACCAUUUGACUUUGCUGAAGGAGAAAGUGAAUUAGUUUCUGGAUUUAAUACAGAAUAUAGAAGGGGAACUUUUGCUAUAAUCUUUAUAGCGGAAUACAUAAUAAUUUUGUUUUUUAGAAGAUUUUCAACAAUUAUAUUUUUUGGAUUUUACAUAAGUGAGCUAAAAUAUUUCAUUACCGUAAUAUUAUUUAUUUUUUUUUUUGUUUGAAUGCGAGCAACAUUACCACGAUAUCGAUAUGAUUUAUUAAUAAAUUUUUCUUGGAAAAUUGUUUUACCUAGUUCAACACUUAAUUUAUUCUUUUUUAUUUUUUUAAAUCUUACUUCUAAAU